This is a messenger RNA of Brassica oleracea var. oleracea, 907 nucleotides long. Its product is annotated as GATA transcription factor 20-like. Gene Ontology annotation, biological process: flower development; regulation of DNA-templated transcription. Gene Ontology annotation, molecular function: DNA-binding transcription factor activity; sequence-specific DNA binding; zinc ion binding. The record is from RefSeq and is a predicted model, not a curated record. The coding region runs from base 53 to 652 and encodes 199 amino acids. The transcript is spliced from 2 exons. Lineage: Eukaryota; Viridiplantae; Streptophyta; Magnoliopsida; Brassicales; Brassicaceae.
AGAAAAAAACCACACACAUCUCUAAUUCGCUCGCAUUCUAAACUUCAAUUUCAUGAUGGGAUACCAAACAAACUCUAAUUUCUCCAUGUUUUUUUCCUUGGAAAAUGACGACCAAAAUAAUCAAGAUUAUGAUUCUUAUAACAAUCCGUCUUCAUCAACUUCUGUUGAUUGCACUCUUUCACUUGGAACACCGUCCACUCGUCUCGACGACCACCGGAGAUAUUCUUCCGCUAGUUCUAACAUGACCGGUGAUUACUUCUAUCACGGAGGAAGCGCUAAAACGACGUCGUACAAGAAGGGCGGCGGUGAUCACAACUUACCUCGCCGUUGUGCUACCUGCGACACAACUUCUACUCCUUUAUGGAGAAACGGACCAAAAGGACCCAAGUCGUUAUGCAAUGCGUGUGGAAUCCGAUUCAAGAAGGAAGAGAGGCGUGCAGCCGCCAGAAACUCAAUAACCUCCGGUGGUGGUUCAUCGGCGGCGGAAAUUCCGGCUGGUGGAAACUAUUACAAUCAUCAUCACUAUGCUUCGUCGUCGCCGUCAUGGGCUCAUCCGAACACACAAAGAGUUCAGUACUUCUCGCCGGCGCCGGAGAUGGAAUAUCCGUUCGUUGAUGACGCCACGGCUGCCUCCUUUCUGUCCUGGAACUGAUGUUUACGUAUAGCGAGAGAAGAAGAAACGUUAAUCAUGGACGAUGAUGAUGAAAGGUCCUAUACCAUAGAUUAUCACCCAAAGUAAAUCAGGCUGGUCAAAUUCAUUUUUUUUUGUUUUUAUUUAUGUCUUACCUCGACUCUAUCUACUUGUGUUUUCUUUUCAUGAAUUUUUGAAAGUUAUAUAUAUAUAUACGUACUGUUUUCUUUUCUUUUAUUGACCCUUUUCAUAAUGUUUCAAAUUCCCAACUUUAUU